This is a messenger RNA of Sporothrix brasiliensis 5110, 1281 nucleotides long. Its product is annotated as phosphatidylinositol glycan, class U. Gene Ontology annotation, biological process: protein localization to cell surface; attachment of GPI anchor to protein. The record is from RefSeq and is a predicted model, not a curated record. The transcript has 2 exons. NCBI's taxonomy places the organism in Eukaryota, Fungi, Ascomycota, Sordariomycetes, Ophiostomatales, Ophiostomataceae. Gene Ontology annotation, cellular component: membrane; GPI-anchor transamidase complex. The coding region runs from base 1 to 1281 and encodes 426 amino acids.
AUGAAUGGCGGACGCACCAUGACCUUUGGGAGGACGGCGGCGCUGUAUGCGGCCGCGGCCGCCGUGCGCCUCGCGCUCUUCACCGUCUUCCCGGGCCUCCCCGACCUGCUGACUGGACGCGUCGAGAUCUCGACGCCUGUCACCAGCUUCAAGCGCCUGCAGGAGGGCUUGUUCCUGUACAACCACAACGUGUCGCCUUACGACGGCGGCGUCUACCACCAGGCGCCGCUGCUGCUGCCGCUCUUCUCGCUGCUGCCGCCGGCCAGCCUGCCCGUCUUCACCUACCUGCUCUACAUUGCCGUCGAUCUGCUGAGCGCCGAUGCUCUGGUGCGCAUUGCCGACUCGGGCGAGGCGGGUGCCUCGGCCCUGUUCACGUCCCCGCGGCGCGAGAAGCGCUGGAGCGGCUUUGUCGUGGCGGCUGUCUACCUCUUCAACCCCUUUACGGUGGCGACGUGCAUCGGCCGCUCCACCAGCGUCUUCUCGACCUGUGCCAUCCUCCACGCCAUCAGCAAGGCCAUUGCCGGCGCGCCGCUCCGCGCCAUGGUCUCGCUCGCCUUCGCCGCCUACCUCUCCAUGUAUCCGCUGCUCCUGCUGCCGCCCCUCGUCCUGCUGGCCUACGACCGCCGCAAGACAAGGACGCGGGCGAGGCCGCUGCUCGCCUUUUCAGCCGUCCACGUCCUCUUCGUGGCGGCGUGCCUCGUCGUGCUGCUCGGCAUGUCCUUUGUGCUGACGGGCGGCUCCUGGGAGUUUCUGCGGUCGACCUACGGCGUGCAGCUCACCCUGUCGGACCUCACGCCCAAUGUCGGGCUCUGGUGGUACUUUUUUAUCGAAAUGUUCGACUCGUUCCGUGCGUUUUUCGUCGCCGUCUUUUGGCUGCACCUCUCGAGCUACGUCGGCGGGCUCGCCAUCCGCAUCCGCAGCCAGCCGCUCGUCGUGCUCACGCUGCUCACGGGCAUCUUUGCCAUCUUCAAGCCGUACCCCAGCAUCGGCGACACCUCGCUGUUCCUGGCGCUCGUGCCGCUGUUCCGCCACGUGUUCCCGCUGAUGCGGUACACCUUCGUCGUGGCGGCCACCAUCAUGUACGCGACGUUCCUGGGCCCGGCGUUCUACCACCUGUGGAUCUACGCCGGCAGCGGCAACGCCAACUUCUUCUACGCCAUUACUCUGGUCUGGAGCUUGGGGCAGAGCCUGCUGGUGUCGGACUUGACGUUUGCGGUGCUGCGGGACGAGUGGGAGGUGGAGCGGCCGGAGAUGGUUGGCAAAGAGAUCCGGCAGAUUUAA